This is a messenger RNA of Hyla sarda, 8450 nucleotides long. RefSeq names its product serine-rich adhesin for platelets-like. The transcript is spliced from 24 exons. NCBI's taxonomy places the organism in Eukaryota, Metazoa, Chordata, Amphibia, Anura, Hylidae. Bases 1 to 7419 code for a protein of 2472 amino acids. The record is from RefSeq and is a predicted model, not a curated record.
AUGUCUGUUGACUCCUUCUUACAGAUUGAGGAGGAUCUCCUUUCCCUCACUUCUGCUGUUCUGAAGGAUGGUAUUCUUUCCAAAGACAACAAGAAAUUAAUUUACAUUAUCGAUUGGAACAAGUCAUAUUUUUACUACUUGCCAAAGAUUCAUAAAUCUGUUCAUAAGCCUCCCGGACAUCCCAAUAUCUCCAGUACGAACUCCACUCUUAGCAAUCUUGUCCACCAGCUGGACUUGUACUUGCAAGAAUACAUUGUCCGUUUACCCAGCUAUUUGAGAGACACCUCACAGCUGAUUGAGUGUCUGAUACCGAUGCCAUGGGAUCACAAUUACAUGUUGAUCACAUACACAUCAGAGUCUGCUGGUGAGGAGGAUGAUCCUACCUUUUUUCUGUCUGCCUCUAUGUCCUCUAGUGACUCUGAAAAGCACCCAAGAAGUGACUCAACAGAUACUUCCAUCUUCGCAGUGGACCUUCGAAGCUCCUUCAGUGUUAUUGUUGUCGUGUUUGUUGAAUCUAUGAUUCCUGCCAUCCUUACCCAGUCUAAGAAGUGGAAUACACAGAAGGACAUAGUAGACAUAGAGGUCAUUGGCCUCAAUCAAAGCUUGUGCAGCUUAUUCUUAAUUCACAUACAAUUCACAGUAAAUGCUAUUGAAUAUUUUUGGCAUUUUCUGGCGUUGGUGCACUUUGAAGGACUCCCUAUUGUAUACUUCCACUGCAUAGCUAUAAGGCACGGCAACUAUCACAUUGUAUUUUCAGCAAUGAAUUCGUGGAGGACAUCUAUUCUACUGCUACUGGUUGUGUCCAGAGGAAAUAUCAUAGCAACAACGACUGAUGAGACUGCAACAAGCUCUACCUUUAGAGAUACUUCAACAUCAGCCACAACAAUCUUUAACUCUACCACUAUAUCAGCUAUAGUAGUCAAUACUACAAAAGUUUUGACCACAACAGCUUUGGAUACAUUGACAAAUGUAGCAUUAACAGAAACAUCAGCUUCACAAAGCACAAACUCUACUUCCACUGCAUUACCACCACCCAUAUCAACAUCAUCACCACUUACCUUAAUAACAACAUCCAAUAUUACUACACUACUCACAACUUCAUUACCCCCUAAUACUUCUACGCUAUCAUCAACUGUAUUAACAUCUAAUGCUGUAACCUUAACACUAGGUACAUCAGCAUCCACAAUCUCAUCUACGUUACAAGCAAGUCAGCCAUCCAACACACCAACAUCAUCACCAGUUCUAUUAACAACAUCAAAUAUUACAAUGCCCUUGCCAUCCUCUUCACCACACAAUACAUCAACAUUAUCAAUAACAUCAGCUGUAUCAACAGCACAAGCAAUAGAAGCUUCCAAUACAUCACCAAUACCCCAAGCAACAUCAACAAUAUCUGAUAUUACCACAUCCUUGCCAACUUCUUCACCAUCCAAUACUUUAACAUUGUUAAUAGGCUCCACUGUGUCAACAUCACAAGCAGCGCAAGCUACCAACACGUCAGCAUCACCCCAAGCAACAUCAAUACCGGAUAUUAAAACAUUCUUGUCUACUUCUUCACUAUCUAAUACUUCAACAUUACCAAUAAGCUCAAUCUUUUCAACAUCACAAGCAGCACAGGCUACUAACACCUCAGCAUCACCUCAAGCAACACCAACAAUAUCUGAUAUUACAACCUUCUUGCCAACUUCUUCACCAUCGAAUGCUUCAGCAUUAUUAAUAAGUUCAACUGUGUCAACAUCACAAGGAGUACACGCUACCCACAUGUCAGCAUCACCCCAAGCAAUGUCAACAAUACCUUACAUUACAACAUCCUUGCCAACUUCUUCACCAUCCAAUACUUCAACAUUACCAAUAAGGUCAACUGUGUCGACAUCACAAGCAUCGCAGACUUCCAGCACAUCAACAUCGUCUCAAGUGACAUCAAACAUGACUGAUAUUACAACAUCCUUUUCAACUUCUUUACAAUCCAAUACUUCAACAUUAAUAAUUAGUUCAACUAUAUCAACAUCACAAGCAGUGCAAGCUACCAACACAUUAGCAUCACCCCAAGCAAUGUCAACAACACCUGAAAUUACAACAUCCUUGCCAAAUUCUUCACCAUCCAAUACUUCAACAUCAUCCAUAAGUUCAACAGUGUCAACAUUUCAAGCAGUGCAAGCAACCAACACAUCAGCAUCACCCCAAGCAACAUCAACAAUAUCUGAUAUUACCUCCUUGCCAACUUCUUCAUCUAAUAAUUCAACAUUAUCAAUAGGUUCAACUGUAUCGACAUCACAAGCAACCCAAACUUCCAACACAUUAGCAUAUUCUCAAGCAACAUCAACCAUGACUGAUAUUACAACAUCCUUUUCAACUACUUCAACAUCAAAUACUUCAACAUUACCAAUAAGUUCAACUGUGUCAACAUCACAAGCAGUGCAAACUACCAACACGUCAGCAUCACCCCAAGCAAUGUCAACAAUAUCUGAUAUUACAUCCUUGCCAACUUCUUCACCAUAUAAUACUUCAUCAUUACCAAUAAGUUCAACUGUGUCAACAUCACAAGCAACGCAAACUUCCAACACAUCAGCAUCGUCUACAGCAAUAUCAACAAAUACUAAUAUUACAACAUCCUUGCCAACUUCUUCACCAUCUAAUACUUCAACAUUACCAAUAAGUUCAACUGUGUCAACAUCUCAAGCAGUGCAAACUACCAACACGUCAGCAUCACCCCAAGCAACGUCAACAAUAUCUGAUAUUACAUCCUUGCCAACUUCUGCACCAUCUAAUACUUCAUCAGUACCAAUAAGUUCAACUGUGUCAACAUCACAAGCAACACAAACUUCCAACACAUCAACAUCGUCUCAAGCAAUAUCAACAAAUACUAAUAUUGCAACAUUCUUGCCAACUUCUUCACCAUCUAAUACUUCAACAUUACCAAUAAGUUCAACUGUAUCCACAUCACAAGCAAUGCAAACUUCCAACACAUCAGCAUCGUCUCAUGCAAUAUCAACAAAUACUAAUAUUACAACAUCCUUGCCAACUUCUUCACCAUCUAAUACUUCAACAUUACCAAUAAGUUCAACUGUGUCAACGUCACAAGCAACGCAAACUUCCAACACAUCAGCAUCGUCUCAAGCAAUAUCAACAAAUACUAAUAUUACAACAUCCUUGCCAACUUCUUCAUCAUCAAAUACUUCAACAUUACCAAUAAGUUCAACUGUGUCAACAUCACAAGCAACGCAAACUUCCAACACAUCAGCAUCAUCUCAAGCAAUAUCAACAAAUACUAAUAUUACAACAUCCUUGCCAACUUCUUCACCAUCUAAUACUUCAACAUUACCAAUAAGUUCAACUGUGUCAACAUCACAAGCAACGCAAACUUCCAACACAUCAGCAUCGUCUCAAGCAAUAUCAACAAAUACUAAUAUUACAACAUCCUUGCCAACUUCUUCACCAUCUAAUACUUCAACAUUACCAAUAAGUUCAACUGUGUCAACAUCACAAGCAACGCAAACUUCCAACACAUCAGCAUCAUCUCAAGCAAUAUCAACAAAUACUAAUAUUACAACAUCCUUGCCAACUUCUUCACCAUCUAAUACUUCAACAUUACCAAUAAGUUCAACUGUGUCAGCGUCACAAGCAAUGCAAACUUCCAACACAUCAGCAUCGUCUCAAGCAAUAUCAACAAAUACUAAUAUUACAACAUCUUUGCCAACUUCUUCACCAUCUAAUACUUCAACAUUACCAAUAAGUUCAACUGUGUCAACAUCACAAGCAACGCAAACUUCCAACACAUCAGCAUCGUCUCAAGCAAUAUCAACAAAUACUAAUAUUACAACAUCUUUGCCAACUUCUUCACCAUCUAAUGCUUCAACAUUACCAAUAAGUUCAACUGUGUCAACAUCACAAGCAACGCAAACUUCCAACACAUCAGCAUCGUCUCAAGCAAUAUCAACAAAUACUAAUAUUACAACAUCCUUGCCAACUUCUUCACCAUCUAAUACUUCAACAUUACCAAUAAGUUCAACUGUGUCAACAUCACAAGCAACGCAAACUUCCAACACAUCAGCAUCGUCUCAAGCUAUAUCAACAAAUCCUAAUAUUACAACAUCUUUGCCAACUUCUUCACCAUCUAAUACUUUAACAUUACCAAUAAGUUCAACUGUGUCAACAUCACAAGCAACGCAAACUUCCAACACAUCAGCAUCAUCCCAAGCAAUAUCAACAAAUACUAAUAUUACAACAUCCUUGCCAACUUCUUCAUCAUCUAAUACUUCAACAUUACCAAUAAGUUCAACUGUGUCAACAUCACAAGCAACGCAAACUUCCAACACAUCAGCAUCGUCUCAAGCAGUAUCAACAAAUACUAAUAUUACAACAUCCUUGCCAACUUCUUCACCAUCUAAUACUUCAACAUUACCAAUAAGUUCAACUGUGUCAACGUCACAAGCAACGCAAACUUCCAACACAUCAGCAUCGUCUCAAGCAAUAUCAACAAAUCCUAAUAUUACAACAUCUUUGCCAACUUCUUCACCAUCUAAUACUUUAACAUUACCAAUAAGUUCAACUGUGUCAACAUCACAAGCAACGCAAACUUCCAACACAUCAGCAUCAUCUCAAGAAAUAUCAACAAAUACUAAUAUUACAACAUCCUUGCCAACUUCUUCCCCAUCUAAUACUUCAACAUUACCAAUAAGUUCAACUGUGUCAACAUCACAAGCAACGCAAACUUCCAACACAUCAGCAUCGUCUCAAGCAAUAUCAACAAAUCCUAAUAUUACAACAUCCUUGCCAACUUCUUCACCAGCUAAUACUUCAACAUUACCAAUAAGUUCAACUGUGUCAACAUCACAAGCAACGCAAACUUCCAACACAUCAGCAUCGUCUCAAGCAAUGUCAACAAAUACUAAUAUUACAACAUCUUUGCCAACUUCUUCACCAUCUAAUACUUCAACAUUACCAAUAAGUUCAACUGUGUCAACAUCACAAGCAACGCAAACUUCCAACACAUCAGCAUCGUCUCAAGCAAUAUCAACAAAUACUAAUAUUAUAACAUCCUUGCCAACUUCUUUACCAUCUAAUACUUCAACAUUACCAAUAAGUUCAACUGUGUCAACAUCACAAGCAAUGUCAACAGCCUUCAACAUUACAACACCAUUUCCAACUUCUUCACCUUCCAAUACUUCAACAUUAACACCAAUUUCAACUGUAUUAACAUCACAAACAUGGCAAUCUUUGAAUACAUCAGUCCUGUCUCAAGUAACAUUAUCACCAUCUAACAGUUCGACAAUACUGUUAACUUCAUCAGCCUCCAAUACCUCAAUUCAAUCAGCAACCACGUUAUCGAUUAAUGAUACAACUUCAUCAUUAUCAUCAAACAUCUCAACUUCAUUUAAAGAUACAACUUCCUUAAAUUCAACGUUAUCAUUGACUACAUUAACAUCAAACAGCACAAGCUCAUCAUCAGUUACUGAUAUCUCAAGUCCAUCACAAAAUACAACAACAACCAACAUUACAACAACUACAUCUAGCUCAGUCAGCACAGUAACCAUAAAAGUAACAACUGGUAUAUCUAUUGUGGCUGUCCCUUUGGAAUUUAAGAUUGUUAAUAGAAACUUUACUGAUGAUUUAAAGAACACAUCUUCAUCUAAAUUCCUUGAGCUUAAGACUAAUGUGGAGAAUGAGAUGACAAAUAUUUAUAGAAAGCAAUAUGAUAAUUUUAAGAAUGUUACCGUGACAGGAUUCAGGCAAGGAUCUGUGAUCGCUGAAACUCAGCUUGAAUUUGAAAAUUCAACAAUACCUGCUCCCUCUUCUGAUGACACUGUACGGGCCCUGGUCGGUAACCUUCAGAGCAAUAGUAGUAUUGGGGAAUUACAACUCGUAGCUUCAAGCAUCAACUCAAAUGGUGCUACAAUAUCUAACCUCGCUCCACUCAAUAUUUCGGUCAUCUUCCUCAUUAAUGAACCAUAUAAUGAAUCAACCCAAGAAAUUUUAAGAAGUCAGGCCAACAACUGGGUCAAUAAUACAUUAUUAUUGCUUCCGAACGUCACAACAUUAGGAUAUUCAACAAUCACCUUCACGAAUAUCAGUGGAUGGACCAAUGCCAGAAUUCUUUUUCCUGUUAGCACUGUUCUUCUCUUUGAUACGGAUACAACGCUCGGAAACUUUAUUAAAUACAGACAGAGGGCCAAUUUCAUCAUAGUGCCACGCACGCUUAUAGUUCAAGGUAAAUCACUGACGUUUACCACCAUCAGCCCUCCUGUAAGAAUAUUAAACAUACCUCAAUCACUCGAUCUUUCAACAAAAUCCAGCCCUGACUUUCAACUAUACAGUAAAGCUGUUGAAAAUUCUUUUAAAGAAAUAUUUGGCCAGCAGCUGGUAGAACCGAUAGUAACCAGUUUCUCGUAUGAUUUCAUGGCUGUAAUCGUCGCAGUCGAUCUGUAUUUUCAAAGUGAUACAAUGAACAAAUCGACUGUUAUUCAGCAGAUGAUAAAUAAUACAGACACAUUCCAAAAGAGGAACCUUAUUCUGGAUCUCUUAUCACUGGAUCCUAAAGUGGGUGUUCUAGUGACAUUCACACUCAUUCAGGACUACAAAAGUCCAAUGUCCAAUGCUUCAUCACCUGAUACCAUUGCACUCAAAAAUACAGUCUUCAGCUUGGUAACACCAACACUUAGAAAUUACUAUGGAGCCAGUUUACAAGAUCCACCAUCAGCAUCCCUCUAUAAUGUUGACGGAUCAGCAGCUAUGGUUAUUCAAUAUAAGCUUAAUUCUACAACGAAUGUGGACAGUAAUACAGUGCUAGCAUCUCUUCUUCAAAAUACUGGUCUAACCAACAUCACCCGCAUAUCAAGUUUGUCUGUGAACAACAAUAAGCAGCCCUUUGAUGUAUUUACCAUAAAGCCAAGAUUCAUCAAACAAGUUUAUACUGCAGACUUAAAGAACAGAACAAGUACAAGUUUCAUGGAUUUGGAGAGCAAUAUUACAAAAGGGCUGAAUAGUAUUUUAAGCAAUUUCAAAGUCCAGCAGAUAGUAGUGCUAUCAUUUCAACAAGGAUCAGUUAUUGCCACAGUAGAAACAACUUUUCCUCCUGCAACUACAACAUAUCCUAAAUUGUCUCGAGAAAUAUUGAACAAAAUAAAUGUGCUUGAAGGGCUAAACCUGGAAUUAGAUACUCAGUCACUGUAUGCAAAUCCUUCAGCCCCGUCCUAUUCACCUGAUGACAGUUCCUUCCCAGGUUAUGCAGUGGCAAUUAUUGUCAUGUGUAUCCUGCUCAUAUUGGCUAUACCUCUUGUUAUAAUCCUGGCUUUAAAAACAGAUUUAUGUCGGAAACUUGCCAAGGUUUGUUCUCUGAAGAGUCCGUAUGAGCGUUAUGAGGGAGUUAAUUUUGGGUCUGCCCUCGCAAGUUACAAGACUCACUCGUACGAUUUACCACGCUGAUCGUCACAAAAACCAUCUGCAUUACAUACAAAAUCCACCAAGCUUCAAUAAUCAUCUCCAAAGUUAAAUCAUUGCUUUUUAACAAACAAGGGGUUUUUCCAUGGAAGAAUUUACUACAAUAAUUUAUCUUAUUAGACAUUUUUUUUUUCCAAAAAUGUGUGUUUUAUUUGAUUACAUUUUAUCAUUCAUUUAUCUUAGGUCAUGUUAAAGAAGUCAGCAUUGGAAAUUACCAAAAUUUCUAUUUAGCCUUGUGAAUCCCAGCUUCAUCACCACAGUACAAUCCCUGACAAAUCUUUUCGCACACAAAAUCCUUAUCUGUUUCUUUCUUUAAAUUGAUAUAGAGGAGGAGGAUAAGGCAUCUUUUUAUAUUUUAUAUUUAUAUUAUUUUAUAUGUUAGCUGUAGUUUUCAGCAGGCUGAAAUACAUACACAGUAACAAGUCCUGCUUGUGUCUUCUUUUGGGAACCACUAAUGAGAUUCCAGGUAACCCUGGCUGAGAGUUCGUCAUUUAUGCUUUUACUGUUACCAUUGUAAUACAGGCAUAAUAGAUAUACUGAAAUUCUUUUACUUAGUCUUCCAUAGAUCUCACUAAGACUAUGUCCCUCCCACUAAUUUACCAUUUCCCUCCCAUUGUGAUGUUGACACCAACAACACAAUAAGGGUCCCAAUUCACUAGGAGAUUCUGCAACAUGAUGGCAAAAAAAUCAUCUGUAUUUAUAAGUGUUUCUAAUAUUUGAUAGUAAGUUGUAUACUGUAUAAUUAUUGCAUUUACAUAAAUGUUGUACAUUGUAUGACCAACUAAAAAUUUACCAAGUGCACCACUAUGAUUUCUCACCCUAUAUGAUGACUGGAUAAACAGUCAGAGAGGUUAAAGAUGAAUAUGUGGGGAUCAUAUGAAAGGAUUUCUAUUAAGCAGAAAUGUUAUUUAUUAUAUAGUUUCUUAUUUUUUUUUAUUUAAAUAGACCAAAGAGGGGCAAUGUACAUUGAAAUAAAAAAUAAAAAAAACAGCGCAAUAAAAGUGGAAUGAAAUGCC